AUGGCCAUCAUGUGCAGCAUUUUAAGGUUCUUCGAGAAAAAUCUGGAAUUUACUACCUGUGGGAAACCAAAUUUGGCUCGCUCAAUGAACUUGUGGAAUUUUAUCGAUCGAGUUCCAUUGCCAAGACCCAUCCGGUGCUACUACGGGAUGAAGAGGAGAAGGUAA
Staurois parvus is the source of this 165-nucleotide messenger RNA. The record is from the annotation of a GenBank genome assembly. Lineage: Eukaryota; Metazoa; Chordata; Amphibia; Anura; Ranidae.